GAGAGCGCCGGGCGCGUGGAGCUGUGGUGCCGGCGGUGCGGCAUCGAGGACCUCACGGUGCUCGCGCUGCACGCCGCGCCCGGGCUCCAGUGGGGCGGGGGCGAGGCUGGCCCCGCACCGCCCGGGGCCGAGGCGCUGCGGGAGGCCGCGGAGGCGCUCGGCGACCGCUGCGAGCCGGGGGACACCUGCGUGCUGCACCUGGCAGGCCUCGGCGCCCUGUGCGAGGCGGGCGGCUCCUCCCCGCUGAUCGGGGCUUACUUUUUGGGGCGCCUGGCCAGCCGGGUCGCGGUGGUCUGCAUGGCCGACUCGGCCCGCGGCCUGCGCCUGCUUGACGCUGAAGACAGCGACGGGGUGCUCCGGGCGAAACAGCUGCGGGUGGCCUUCCUCGCCCUCGGUGCCCCUGGGACCGCCGCUGCGUCGUCGGCCGUCGCUGGGCCGCAGCUUGGACUGCCCGCCACUGCGACGAUGCGCACGGCGGCGGAGCUCAGCCUGGACGAGGGCCCCUGCUUCCUCACGUGUGGGGACUUCCUCUCGCAGAUGGGGGAGCAGGCCCAGGACAUGGCAGUGGCCGCUGGCGUGCCCCCGCUCGAGGUGCACUUGCGCAGCCACCCGGACGAUCAAACGGUGGGCCAGAUGCGCUGGCCCAUCGCCAUGGCGCCGAAGAACAACGCCAAGUCCUCGGAGCCGGCCGCGGGCACCACGCCCGCGACGGCGACGGCGCUGCCCGCGAGGGCCGUGUCGCGCCGCCGCUACACCAGCGCCGCGCCCGCGCCCGCGACCGUGCCCGCGGAGGCCUGCCGCAGUCCUGCGCGCGCCGGUUCGCUGCAGCCCGCCCCUCGGGGCGGCACCGGCGGCCGCCGGGCGCCGGGCGGGCCACCGCGGCGCGAGGUGCCCGGGACGCCGUCGUCGCCGCUGGGACGGCCAGAGCGGCAGCAGCCGCAGCGCCAGCAGCCAUCCAGGCCCAGGUCCUCGCCGCCGCCCGCGGUGGCGUCGGAGCGAGGAGAGGGCCUGCCGGCACUUGGGGCGGCGGCUGCCGGCGAGGCCGCGGUGGGGCCGCCGGGGGCCUCCUCCGCCGAGGCCGCGGAGGCCGACGAGGAGGGCGCCAGCGGCGCGACCUCGGCCGGCAUCCCCGGCUGCGAGGGCCUGGCCGUGUUCCGCAGCGCCCUGGGGGGCGACGACGCGGCCAUGUCUGUCGUGGACGGCUCCUGGGAGCUGCUCCCGGACGACGCGGGGGACGCCGACGACGCCGCCGUGGCCCCCGCGCCCACGGGCGGCGUGGCCGCAGGGCUGGCGCAGGAGGAGGCGCCGGCGCCGGCUUCUGCGGCGGCAGCGCCUCCGGCCAAGAGCGCCGGGCGGGCACGGAGUGCGGCGCAGGCGCCGCAGGAGGCGGCGCCCGCGGCGGCCGCUGCGGAGCGGAGGCGCGGCGGCCGCCCCGAGCGCCACGGCGCCGCAGGCCCGCCGCCACACUCGCAGAGCCGCAGGCGCGCGCCUCCCACGAGCAUAGGCGCCUUCUCGCUGAUGAUGACGGGGGGCGGCCUGAAGGACCAGGAGCAGCCCGGUGCACACCUGCGGCAGCGCGGGGCCAGGUCGAAGCCCCACAGGGCCGGCGCCCAGCGCUCGCAGCAGCAGGCACCAUCAGUGGCGGCUGCAGCUCCCACCGCCUCGCCCUCGCGGGCGGCAGACUCCGACGGCGAGGACUCCUGCGUGGAGUGA
Prorocentrum cordatum is the source of this 1713-nucleotide messenger RNA. The record is from the annotation of a GenBank genome assembly. Lineage: Eukaryota; Dinophyceae; Prorocentrales; Prorocentraceae.